AUGUUCCCCGUGAGACCUAACCGAGACGAUAGGAAGAAGGCGAAGACUCCCCAGACUUCAACCAAAAAGCCACAGACCCGCCCGUCAACCAAGGAUCGUGAAUCUCCUCCCGGUACCUCGCCAACUUCCUCUCUACGCAGAUCCUCCAUGCCAGGACUCGACAGUCGGUCGGGGACUGCCUCGUUCCUCGAAUCUAGGACCAGUCUACCAUAUCCCGGUUUCUCAAAGGCUCAUAGCAAGGAGGACGUUCGGAAGACAAAUAUCCCCACACCGGACCCGACCGAUUUGACGGAACUCGAAGAUGGGAAAACAAAUGGGAAAACAAAUGGUACCAGCCACCACCGGACGGAGAACCACCAUGCGCCUCCCAGUCCGCCUCUGACUGGUCUUGACCAUGAGUCCUCGAGAAAGGGGAGUGUCGUUGAGGACGAGAAGGAAGAAAAACCAAAGAGGAAAACAAACAUCAAGAUUAGAGCGGAAGUCAACAGGUCCUCGUCGAGUUUACGGUCGAAACGGGAUGACGGCACCAAAUCCAAGUCCAGUAGCAAGACCUCGCGAACAGAGACCCCUACGAAAUCUAAAACCCCCAAGGAUGAGAGCGAACCUACCCGGUCGUCGAGCUCGAAAUCCAAGCCGAAGGUUUCCGAGGACAAGAAAAUCCCCAAACGGUCCAGUCGCUCGACGAUGACUGCUUCACCGUCGAACAUUACGAUGCGUGAUGCCGUUGAGUCAGUGAACGGGUCCGACGCGACAUCUAUCGCGCCCAACCAACAGCACCCACGGAAACCCAUGACCCCGCCUACGAAGCCUCCAUCACGUACUCAGAACCGAUCCGCCAUGUCCCAUCGACGCACUGCCAGCGACGAGUCCAUCGAUUUCAUCAAACCAGCAAACCCACAUGCAUUUGGCGCACCCCCGCCGCCUCCACCUCCGCCCGAAAUGCCCGCCACGAUCCCUCGAGUCGAUUACUUGCUGAAAAACGGUGGUCUGGAUCACAAGGUGUCGAGGGCGCUGCUGGCUGGCCUCGGUCAAACGGAUCCAUUCUCGCAGGGACAGUCGCAGUCCCGGGCUGUCGCAAGCAAGAUCUUCGAUCCAUAUAACCGGUUGUUGGACGAUUACCAGAAGGUCAUGAACAAAAAUGGGUCGCUUGCGGUUGCGACAGGUUACCGGUCCGUCGCACGACGUUUAUUAGAUCGUCUGGAGGCUGUAUUCGCGCGCGAUAUCUCCUCCGAGCCCUGCAGUUGCCAAAUAUGCGAACAAGCGGACUCCGACGAGCGGCCGGACGGCGUGAGCUGGGGCGAGGUUUUGGAGCUCGUGUCCGGCCGCCGGGAACUUCCCAUGUGGCCGCCCUUCACGAUGGCGCCAACCAGUGUGGACACCGGUGCGCCAGGCGAUGAGCAUAUUCCAAUGCAGAAACUGGACGUCGACGUUCCUGAAGAGUACCGCGACCACUUCAUCCGGCAGUCGCGUAAGACGAAGGUCGCGGUCGACAAAUGGCUGAGUGAGCAAAACGACCCGGGGACCAGCGCUCCCAACGAGGUUGACGAUGAAACGUUGACCUUCGCCAUGCUGACGCAUCUCCAACCCCACCAACGCUCCUUGUUCUGCUCCUUACUCGGCAUCAAUUCAGCCACUCCUGUCCCGCGAGCUGGCGACGAGAAGCCCCGACCGAAACCCUCUGCGCUUGUGUCCUCCGCCUCUGCCAUCCAGCGUCUCUACCGACUUCCCUCCCUCCCUCGAGACCCAGAAACUGCCAUGUACAUGUUGAACAACCCCACUCUCCACCAUGUCCUCGCCACUCUUUCUGCCAUCAGCGACGAUGAAUGGGAAAUCCUCAUCUCCGGCCGCUUCGACGGCUUCCUCCGCAGCGGCGCAGAAGACACCGGCCCAACCACCACGCCCAACUCCCGCUGGGGCAGCCGCUCCAACACGCCGUUGGGCGGCGGUAUCUCUCGCGGCCCAACACCGAGCUACGUAGACGGCAGCUUCCGACCCCCCAGCCAAGGAGCCGGUGGCCCCUCCUCACCCGCCUCAUUCGGCGGGCCCAUCGCCUUAGACGAGGAAACCGAAAUCGCCGCGUUAGCCGAAGUCGAGCGCGACAUUUUCCUCGGAAUGGAAGCUUUGGAAGAUGCCUUCGAAGCCCUCCACUGCAAGGCCGAGGCCGUCCGACGCGCGCUCCGCGAACGUGGUGCCGGCCUCUCAGUCGCAAACCAGAGCCGCCGCGGCUCCUACGUGGAAGCGCGUCUUGGCACGCCGUUUUCCGGCGUCGGGACGUGGGAAAGCGGAGGCGAAGACGACUUUCUCGAUGAUGAGCGCUCUCUUGCACCGGAUGACUCGGCUAGUAAUAUUAGCUCUAACCGUCGGCGACGGCCGAAGAGGCGCACAGAGCGACGUACGCCUGCGCCCGUUGAGGAGGAGGACGAGGAAGAUGAUCCUGUUGGGCGGCGGGAUUCGCGACACUCUCGACGCAGGUAG
This is a messenger RNA of Penicillium bovifimosum, 2475 nucleotides long. RefSeq lists its product as uncharacterized. The transcript has a single exon. Gene Ontology annotation, cellular component: nucleus. The record is from RefSeq and is a predicted model, not a curated record. Bases 1 to 2475 code for a protein of 824 amino acids. NCBI's taxonomy places the organism in Eukaryota, Fungi, Ascomycota, Eurotiomycetes, Eurotiales, Aspergillaceae. Gene Ontology annotation, molecular function: DNA binding.